CCUGAACAACCGAGAGUGAGCGAAGCCGCGGUGUCAACAAGAAGGGCUCGGUGUCGAGGAAUUAGGUGCAUCGCGCGUAGGAAGCAGAUCUAUUUUUAUUGUUCGUCUACUGUAAGAAUUCUUCUAUUUUUCCUGACAUAUCUUGGAGGCGUUUUCAUUGGCUAAAAUGGGUUGCCGUGAUGUCCAUGCUGCCACGGUCCUAGCCUUCCUUUCUGGAACAGCUGCCUUGUCGGGACUCAUUGCUGCCGCUCUGCUUCCGAACUGGAGACAAAUGAGACUCUACACCUUCAACAAAAACGAGAAGAAUGUGACUGUCUACACUGGGCUCUGGAUUAAGUGUGUUCGCUCUGAUGGCAGCAAAGACUGUGUGAUUUAUGACACGGAGUGGUACAGAGCAGUUGAUCAGUUGGAUCUGCGCAUUCUCCAGUUUGCUCUUCCCAUAAGCAUGUUAACAACUGUCUUGGCUCUGUUUCUCUGUUUGAUUGGCAUGUGUAACACAGCCUUUAUUUCAACUGUGCCCAACGUCAAGCAGGCCAGAUGUCUCAUAAACAGCGCAGGCUGCCAUCUUGUGGCCGGCCUCUUCUUUCUCCUUGCAUGUGUCAUUUGCUUGACACCAUCUGUCUGGGUCAUCUUUCAUAAUCAAAAGCUGAACAAAAAAUACGAACCUGUCUUUACCUUUGACAUCUCUGUGUACAUUGCUAUUGCCAGUUCAGGGGGCUUAUUGUUCACAGCCAUUCUCUUAUUCCUGUGGUACUGUGCGUGCAAAUCACUUCCUUCCCCUUUUUGGCAGCCUCUGUAUUCCCAUGCGCCCAGUGUGCAUAGCUAUGCCUCCCAGCCAUAUUCUGCACGAUCGCGCCACUCUGCCAUUGAAAUUGACAUCCCCAUUGUUACACACUCUUCUUAAAGAAUGGCUUAUGAAAUAUAAAUGCCUGUUUGCUCUUGCAUAAACCAGGAUAGAGAAGAUCAAGUGAUAUUUUCCUCCACUACCUUCAAGAUUUCUAUAAAUAAUCUGCAAAGGGUGUUUGCAAAGAAUUGCCAUUUUAACUUGACAUCUUUUACAACUUCUCUAUCUAGGUUUAUUACAGAUAGAAAUGUAAUCAGGCGAGCAAGCCCAAAUAUGCAAAGUCCUAGUUGUUUUGGUCUUGAUGCAAUUUACAGGCUUCUAAAUCCCAUCAAAACCAGUGGUGUUUAUAAGUUCAUAGGUAACAUAAAGAUUGGGACAUUAUUUGCUUUUAUAUUUUUUAGACUAGUUACAUCCAUGAAUUGUACUACCGAAAAACAAUCCCGCACAUGAAGCAUGAACUUGUAAGAACCUCUUGCAAACCCAGAUUUUCACCUGGAUUUUAAUAAUCUCCUCCAUUAAUAGCCAUUUUUGUAUUUUUAAGAAUGUUACAUUUGUCCUUCAGCCAUUCUGUCUUUUGGGGAAUGUUACAUUUGUCCAUCAUGUUGCUUCCACUUGUAGAGCAAUAACCAACAAACCCUUAAUUUUCUCUGCAUUACUGGAGCAGGAUCUGAGAUCAUGAAUGUGAAACCCUUACAUAUUAUGAAUUUGCAAAGCAGCAGUUGGUGUACAAAUCCAGUCCUGUGCCAAUUCUUGUUUUCUUUGUGCAUAUGCACAAACUAUCUGCUUGUAAACUUCAUAGAAUUACUGUCAGACUGAUCCUUGAUCUCCGUGAGAACUGAGAUUUAGAAGAAGCGUAAUAAUUAGAUUUCCCCCUAUAGCAACAGUAUAAACUGUAUUGUCUGAGAGGCUUUUGUUCUAUAGAAAAUGUUCCUUUAAAGCUAUAUUUUCCUCUUUAAAACAUAGGAAGUGACCAAAAUUCCAAUUUACUUAAAACAUAUUUAGUACAACAUCGAUAAUCCAAAUAGCCUCAGCUUUAUAAGUGUCCCAAAAAUCAGAAGUGUAGAUUAGUGGGAGUGCUAUUUUAUAUAGGCAUGUCUCAAUUAGGCUCCAUAGAAUGCUCCUCUGAUAACCUGGAUUUUGGAUGAUUAGGAUUGCUUUUGCUUUACCUUUUAAAAUCAUAAAUAUUUUACACAUUUGUUAUGUUAGAACAGAAUUAGAAUGAAAUCUGGUGCACUAUUCCUGGUGUGCUCUUUAACGCUCACCAAAUUCUAAAUUGUUUGACUGAAUCAGGAUUAAUUUUAUGGUAGCUGACAAAUGGGCAUUUGAAUGCCAUUUUCAGAAUAAAUAAGAUUGAAGGAGAUGAUUAUCAAAGGUACUGUUUGAUACAUAUAUUUAAAAAAUAGGCCUCCUGGUUUGUAGCUUGCACACCCAGGGUUUACCUUUUUACAUUUCCACCCUUACUCUUCUUUCUUAUUCAUUAGAUAACCGUUGUUUCUAUGUGGGAAAUUUUCCAUUUGGAGGUUUUUAUAUAUCUUUCUUUCUAGGUGGCUGCCUGGAAGACUCCUUUUCUCUUUUACUUUAAGUAGAAGUAGUGGAGAGAAGCUGAAGAAAGCUCAGGGUCUUGUUUACAAAUCUAUUUCUUUAAACCCAAUUUCUGUGAAGUGUUUGAUAUUGAUGUUUCGCCUACAUUUGAAAUUCUAUGUACAUCAA
This is a messenger RNA of Elgaria multicarinata webbii, 2554 nucleotides long. RefSeq names its product claudin 12 (gene CLDN12). The coding region runs from base 167 to 904 and encodes 245 amino acids. The record is from RefSeq and is a predicted model, not a curated record. Lineage: Eukaryota; Metazoa; Chordata; Lepidosauria; Squamata; Anguidae. Gene Ontology annotation, cellular component: plasma membrane. The transcript has 3 exons.